AUGAAAUUCGGCCAACAGCUGCAGCAGUCCCUCAUCAAGGACUACUACUGGCACUACAUUGCCUACGAUGAACUGAAAAACGCCCUCAAAAAGCCCUUCAUUAAUGGCAAGAGCGGAGAACGAGAGCCAUGGACCGACGAUGACGAAGCGAACUUCAUUCGGAUGCUCGAGGCGGAGUUGGACAAGGUCUACACAUUUCAGAAACUAAAGAGCCAGGAAAUCAUCUCGAGGAUAAAGUCAAGCGAGGGCGAGGUCAAGCACGUUCUUGACCGUCAGGAACAACAACAGGGCGCCUCCGACUCCGAGACCGAUAGCGACCUCGAGAACGACUUUGACCUUCUUGAGCAAGAUCUGAGUGACAUUAUCGCCGAUGUCCACGAUUUGGCCAAGUUCACCCAAUUGAACUAUACGGGUUUCCAGAAAAUCAUCAAGAAGCACGAUAAGCAGACUGAACUGAUCCUACGACCCUCUUUCGCUACUAGGCUUAAGGCCAAACCCUUCUUUCAAGACAAUUACGAUGCCUUCAUCGUCAAGCUCUCUAAACUCUACGAUCUCGUCCGUACCAGAGGUCAUCCCGUCAAGGGCGAUAGCUCUGCUGGCGGUGGCCAACAAAAUUUCGUCCGUCAGACAACAAAGUACUGGGUGCAUCCAGAUAACAUCACCGAGCUCAAACUCAUCAUCCUCAAGCACUUACCCGUCUUAGUCUUCAAUGCCAACAAAGAAUUUGAAGAGAAGGAUUCAUCUAUAUCGUCAAUCUACUACGAUAACCCGGAGACGUGGGAACUAUACAUGGGUCGUCUAAAGAAGACUGAGGGGGCCGAGGCCAUUCGUCUGCGAUGGUACGGCGGCAUGGAGAAUGAGACUAUCUUCGUCGAACGGAAGACCCAUCGGGAAGACUGGACUGGUGAGAAGUCCGUCAAGGCUCGAUUCACACUGAAGGAGAAAAACGUCAACGCAUUCCUGGCUGGAAAGAUGACUGUUGAGGAGGCCUUUGCGAAGAUGAGAAAGGAAGGCAAAAAGAGCAUCAAAGAGAUCGAAGACCUCGAACAACUCGCUCGAGAAAUCCAGUACCGAGUCGUUACCCGAAAAUUGGUACCUGUUUGCAGGUCCUUCUAUCACCGUACCGCCUUCCAGCUUCCUGGCGAUGCUCGAGUGCGUAUCUCGUUGGAUACCGAGCUCACCAUGACCCGUGAAGACAACAUGGAUGGAAAGCAAAGGUCAGGCAAGAAUUGGAGACGAAUGGACAUUGGCAUUGAUUGGCCAUUCCCACAACUACCUCCUGGGGACGUUGAACUAUUUCCUUAUGCCGUCCUCGAAGUCAAGCUGCAGACUCAAGCUGGUCAAGAGCCACCUCAAUGGGUUCGUGAUUUGACAUCGAGCCAUCUCGUUGAAGCAGUACCCAAGUUCUCAAAGUUUAUUCACGGAUGCGCCACCAUGUUUCCCUCCAGGAUCGACCUCCUGCCGUUCUGGAUGCCUCAAAUGGACGUCGACAUUCGAAAGCCCAUAACUCACCGGUUUGGCAUUGAACGUCCUGCAAACACGGCAAGCUACUCGACUAGUGACGUCGAUGACGAUGAUGACGAUUCCGACGUUGAGUACGGACAGGCCACUGGCAAGUCAACACCAUUCACCGAAGGCUCUGUUGAUGGCGACGACGAACAAACCCGCCGUCUAAAGGCAGCUAGGCUCGCUCUCGAUGAACACCAUCGCGCUCAAGAAGUAGAUGACCGCGAGAAUGGUCAUGCUGCUCCUGGAAACUCCUUGGACGAGGAAGAGCGUGUCGCUGCCAGGCCAGUGGAUAAUGACGAGUAUCUCUACGACUCCGAUUACGAGGACGAUGAGCACGAGAACGAACUCGAGGAAGCUCGCCGUAGCGGAUCGUGGCAUUACUAUCCACUCCUCGCGAAACACCAUGCUCUUGUUGCCAGCGAUGCGAUCGUCAAGCUCUUCCACAAGGUUCCCACGAGCAAUCCUCUCCCACAAAAUGGCAGCAUUGGCGGCGUCAACCCACAGGGCGGCCAGGUGCAAGUCAAGCGCUUCAAGGCGCCACCAGGCAAACGUAUCCACGUUCCCGUCAGAGUCGAGCCCAAGGUGUACUUCGCCACCGAACGUACCUUCCUGUCGUGGCUCGAGUUCAGCAUCAUCAUCGGCUCGAUUGCCGCUGCACUGCUCAAUUUUGGUGACAGCGUCAGUCUCGCAUCCGCGUGGGCCUUCACCUUCGUCGCGUGCGCAGCCCUGGUGUAUAGUGUCGUGAUAUACUGGCUGCGUGUUGAGAUGAUUCGCAAGCGCAGAGCCACCGUUUCGCGGUAUUACGACAAGUACGGCACGACUGGAUUGUGUAUUGGCCUUUUCACCGCCACCGCCAUUACUUUCAUUUUCAGGAUCAAGGAAAACGGGUGGGCGGAGAAGACCACCCUUGUACAUCAAUAA
Molecule: messenger RNA, 2430 nt
Organism: Exophiala viscosa
Lineage: Eukaryota; Fungi; Ascomycota; Eurotiomycetes; Chaetothyriales; Herpotrichiellaceae
Product: VTC domain-containing protein
Exons: 1
Coding region: 1-2430 (809 amino acids)
Biological process (GO): vacuole fusion, non-autophagic; vacuolar transport; microautophagy
Cellular component (GO): fungal-type vacuole membrane; vacuolar transporter chaperone complex
Source: RefSeq, a predicted model, not a curated record